Camponotus floridanus (Florida carpenter ant) is the source of this 817-nucleotide messenger RNA. RefSeq names its product flexible cuticle protein 12. The record is from RefSeq and is a predicted model, not a curated record. The transcript is spliced from 2 exons. Lineage: Eukaryota; Metazoa; Arthropoda; Insecta; Hymenoptera; Formicidae. Gene Ontology annotation, cellular component: chitin-based extracellular matrix. Gene Ontology annotation, molecular function: structural constituent of chitin-based larval cuticle. The coding region runs from base 178 to 504 and encodes 108 amino acids.
AAAAUUUUGGCAAUGCCAUCAAUGAUGCCAUCAAUGAUUGGGUAGGGCGUAAUUCCCAUCCCAAUUCGGGCUAUAUAUAUUCUCCAUCAGCUGUAUAUUGGACCAGUCUAUAGUGAGCUCGUCUCAGAUCAUCAUUGUCCUCAAGAGAAGAAGAGAGAGAUCGUAAAACUAUCAAUCAUGAAGCUGAUCCUUGUCUUUGUUGCCGUCAUCGCUGUCGUCCUCGCAAAACCUGCGCAGCCAGCUGAUAGCCAGACUGUGGUCGUGAAGGAGACGCCUCUGGACAAUAUCGGCAUCGAUGGAUAUAACUUCGGUUAUGAGCUUUCCGAUGGCCAUUCCCAUCAAGAAUCCGCCCAACUGGUGAAUGCCGGUCACGAGAAUGAGAGCCUCGUCGUCCGCGGUAGCUUCUCCUAUGUCGACCCGGUCACUAAUGUUAGGUACACCGUCAACUACGUCGCCGACGAAAAUGGAUUCCAGCCGCAGGGCGAACAUUUGCCGUCUGUCUAAAUCUUAUUGUUAGCGAGAACCUUAGCUGCAAAUAUCGAAUUCUUUCGCAAUUCAAUCUCGUUUCUAUGUUCGAAGAAAUUCAAACUUCCUCUUUGAAUUUCUUCGAUCAUAGUUAUUUCAUGACACAGACUUAGUUUUAAAAUAAAUUCAUUUUUGCAUAAUUUUCUUCGUUCAAAAUUUACUCCAUGAUUCCUCCAUUUCCAACAUGUUAUUCUGAUUUUGUUAAUGGAUAAAUAAUUCUUAACAAAAUAGAGAAUAAAGCAGGUUAAUAGAUGUUUGAAACAAAUGAUCUUUAAUUGAUCCGAUUAAUUUA